Messenger RNA from Rhipicephalus sanguineus (brown dog tick), 967 nucleotides. RefSeq lists its product as uncharacterized. Lineage: Eukaryota; Metazoa; Arthropoda; Arachnida; Ixodida; Ixodidae. Gene Ontology annotation, molecular function: DNA binding. The transcript has 6 exons. Bases 152 to 937 code for a protein of 261 amino acids. The record is from RefSeq and is a predicted model, not a curated record.
GUAGGAGUUGUUGUUUGGAGGAGCACGUGUGGCGCACGUUUACGCACGUUGGAACGAGUGCUUGUGCCGUGUUAUGGUCUCUGCUGGUACCGCUUGUGCAUUGCUUCGAGUUCGGUCGUUCGGUGUGAGCCUCAGUUAGAGAUAGCACAACAUGAGCCAUAUAUUAGUUAAAUGGUUGUCGUCGUCACAGUGGGAUGUGUACAACGUCCGAGCGAUUGUGGACACCAGUGUAAGCCUGCAACUGCUGAUGGACGCAAAUGCCAUUGUAAAUUUGCGCGGCACCGUGGUAGCCGUAAAUUGGAAGGAGGGCGAGCCGGCGGCAGACGCCGAGUUGCUGGACUUCGGGUUAGAAAGGACAAUGGAGCGCCGGCGAACAAAACUGGUGCGGUUGGCGAGCACGGCUUUGGACAGUGCCAAGGAGGUGCCUUCAGAGGAGAAUGCGCCGGACGAGGCUGGUGCUCAGUGUGCCUGCAGUGCCUCACAGCAGGUCAAAGAGCUUGAAGACGAGGUCAGGGAGCUACGCAAGCGGCUAGCAGUUGCUGAAAACAUGCUUGACUCCUAUGACAUGGUAAAAAAGUUGAGGAAAAUCUUGAGGAAGACGGAGAAAGACCCAUCUCCUGCUGUUGAAGCCGAAAGGGUUAACAUCGGCGGAGGCGUUUUGGUUGAGAAAACGCUCCUGGAGCGCCUCCAUUCUCACUGCAGUGGGCCUACAAAGUUCGCCAGGCAUCUUCUCCGGAGUGUUUUUACUCUGGAGGAGAUGCGUGGCAAAUCGCUCUUCGGGAAGGGCAGCAAUGCCAAUAAGAAUGCCGAAGUUAAGGAGGCACUGGACCCAGUCAGGGUCAACGCAGUGAUCGGCUACACAUGCAGCAAGUUUUCCACUUCAACACUGCAGCUGAAGAAUAGCUUGUCGUCGAUGUUGGCACGAGAGCUCAGGUGAUGUGCUGCGCACACGAAGUAUUUAUAAUAU